CGGGGGUUCGCGUUUUGCGCUAGAAAAAUCGAACGCGAUGAAACAUCAAUAAAAAUCAUCGGGGAAAAACAGCACCGAAAAUUUGGUGGCAGUGAUUACAGUGCCAAUAAAUGGAUAUUUAUCAUCACUUCCAAGGUUUCUCGGGUGGGCGGGACUACGUCGAGAGGCGGUUGCUGCCGCCCCCAGCGAGCUAGUUACAGCAUUGUGUGAGCAAAGUAUGAAGCUUAGCGUUUCGGCAUAUAGAGCCCACGCUUCCGCCCAUAAGAAGAUAUUGGACACUGCUUAUCAGCUAAAUUAUGGGUCAACAUCGGCUUCGUCACAUCAACAUGCGCCUCCAUUGGGGUUACCCACAAGUUCGGCUUUUCAGAUUGACCCACCACCAAGCGGGGGUCAGAAUGUUCGUAAUUCCAACAAUAGACUGAUGGCGGACGAUGGGAGUUCCGAUGACGCCAAUACACCCUUACAGUCACCUCGUUCACAAAACACCAGCAGGGAGGAAGACGACAGUUCCAACGCCAACGAAUCAGAAUGCAAAAGUCCAAGCCAGAGAAGCAAGAAAGACAAAGACGACGACCAGCAUCACAAAGAAGGGGGCAAAGCGGCAUCGCAGAGCUGGAAGAACCUCAAAGCCGUUAUGGCGUACUACCACUCGCUGCGCAAAAUCAAGAGGACGAAAUCCAACCAACGAUGGAUGAAAUUGAGGACGACGGUACAAAUUUCAUCUGCAAUGCAGAAGAAACCGCCUUUGAAGCGUGAAGACUCCUUUUUGAAACGCUUCUCGUCGCGUCAAAUCCCCGAAGCGCAGGAAACCGUCGAAGACACCGGCAGUGAAGGCCCCGGUGGCGACCCCCACUCAGCACCUCGCCGAAGACGACGUCCACGCAAACAACCACGCUCCGUCGUCAAUCCCGACGAAAACUUCUACUUCUAUUGGCUGUUGGUGCUGACCGUUUGUGUGCUUUACAACAUGUGGACUCUAAUCGUUCGCCAAAGUUUCCCCGAGCUCCAGACGAUGGUCUCGAACUUUUGGUUGAGCUGUGAUUCUCUAAGCGAUCUGGUGUUUAUUCUGGAUCUGAUAGUGCAAUUGAGGACCGGCUACUUGGAGCAAGGCCUCAUGGUGUACGACUCCAAGAAGUUGGCAUGCCACUAUUUGCGCUCACGUGCCUUUCUCCUAGACCUGGCUGCUCUUUGUCCUCUUGAUCUGCUUCAAAUUAGACUUGGAGCACAACCGCUGCUCAGGUGUCCGAGAUUUCUCAAAGUCUAUCGUGCCGUUAAUUAUUAUUAUAUGGUCGAGUCGAGGACGGUGUGGCCGAAUCUAUGGCGGGUUGUCAACUUGAUACAUAUACUUCUUAUUUUAGCGCAUUGGUUUGGGUGUUUUUAUUUUCUACUCUCCGAAGCCGAAGGCUUUCAGGGUGAUUGGGUGUAUCCAUACCGUCCUGGCGAUUACGCUACUUUGACCCGAAAAUAUUUAGGUUCUUUGUAUUGGUCAACUUUGACGUUGACCACCAUCGGUGACCUGCCAACUCCCGAAACCAAUGCCGAGAAGACGGACUCGGUGGAUGGCCCCCGGUCCCUGCCGCGCAGAGGUGUCAAGUCCCGCCUGUUGCAGUUCAACACAAACAAUGGAUACGUUUUCACGAUAGUCAGUUAUCUCAUCGGGGUGUUCAUUUUCGCCACUAUUGUAGGGCAAGUUGGUAAUGUGAUAACGAACCGGAAUGCGAACCGGCUGGAGUUCGAACGGCUUCUAGACGGAGCAAAGACCUACAUGAGACACCAUAAGGUCCCCGGUGGAAUGAAACGUCGCGUAUUGCGAUGGUACGACUAUUCGUGGUCUAGGGGGCGCAUCCAAGGCGGCGGCGACAUCAACACAGCCUUAGGCCUCCUCCCCGACAAGCUCAAAACCGAACUCGCCCUCCACGUCAAUCUGAGCGUUUUAAAAAAGGUCACGAUCUUCCAAGAGUGCCAACCCGAGUUCCUCCGCGAUCUCGUACUCAAAAUGAAAGCCUACAUUUUCACCCCCGGCGAUUCGAUAUGUCGCAAGGGCGAAGUCGCCCGCGAAAUGUUCAUCAUCGCUGACGGAAUCCUCGAAGUGAUCAGCGAAAAUGGUAAAGUUUUAACGACAAUGAAAGCGGGCGAUUUCUUCGGCGAAAUCGGGAUUUUGAAUCUGGAUGGUCUCAAUAAGCGAACAGCCGACGUCCGUUCGGUCGGCUACUCCGAACUCUUUUCUUUAUCUCGCGAAGAUGUUUUAGCUGCGAUGAAAGACUAUCCAGAAGCGCAAGAAAUCCUUCAAGCUCUUGGACGCAAAAGGCUGAUGGAAGUUAAAGCCUCGGCGAGGAAUCCUCCACAUAAGGAGCAUCAUCAUCAUCAUCAUCAUGGAAUCCCCCACGUGCCUGACCCCAAAGGUCUCGUCGACAAAAUUAAAAACGAAGCUAAGGAACUACGAAAAGCGCUGAAGAAAUCGAGAACUCAUCGAAAAUCGGAUGAAUCGCUUGAACUACAACCCUUGCAUACACCAAAUAACAACAAAGGCACGUUGAAGAGGAUGUCGAGAGUUAAGUCACAUGAUUUGAGUCAGGAGGAGAACGACAAGAAGGAAGUGAGUGUUGAAGCGGUCACUUCUCCACUAGGGGCCGGAUUGCCCCUCCUUCACAGACUCAGAUUACUGAAAGAGAAACAAGAGAAUGAAGAACGUUCAAAAAGCGCCACACCUCCGAUCCUGUCUCCUUCGUCUUCCAGUGUUAAGAGUCCUCCACCAAUCCUCGAGGAUACCAACGAGCCCAUAGGAGCUGGCCUCCCAUUACUGCAACGAAUUCUCAUGCUUAAAGGAAAAGAAGGAACAAUUAAAGAAGAAAAACCAAAAUUGUCCAGAACCAGUUCCAUCACCAGCAACCCCACCAGCCCCCCACCUCAAACCUCGGUCUCCAGAGGCUCAUUCUCCUCGAAAAUACCAAGCAACAAAUUGUCAUUCCGGGAGCGUCUCAAGUUCCAUUCGAGUGCCCCAAAAGACGCCAAAGAACCGUCCAUUAGUGCAAGUGAUAGUGUUAGUGAACUGGACAAAAGUGAGCCCCCUUGGAGUAAGCUGAAAAAGGCGGCGAUUUCUCGCGACGCCUCCGAUCCCUCCACUAGUGCGCCCCCCGCCGAUUCAGUGCAACCCCCAAACCCCAAACCCAAACUUGUCCUCACUGGAAGAACAAAACACUACAGGUCGAUUGACGACCUGUCUCCCGAAUACGGCGGCUUGCCCUUCGUGAAAAAACUGAAGAUUUUAAACGAGAGACAAAAGCUCGAAGAACUGGAAACUGUGAUGAAAACGCGUAGUUUUAGUUUAGAUAUCCCCGAUUCGAGUCAAAUGGAAGUGGACACAUUGACGCGGUCGCAGUCCGAGGGCUCCACCAUGCACCACGACAAGAAUCUCCUCUCCACGCCCCUCAGUGAGCUCCACUCGAGUAACGAAUCGAACGAAACCCCCGAACGAAGAAAUCUUCGCUCGAUUCUGAAGAAAUUGUCCGAAGAAACGGAAGCGCAAGUCGCGACAAUGCCGAAGAAGAUCGACUCGACGGAGUUUAGGAAGUUGAUGAGGGCCCCCACGAUUGAGGGCUAUGCGGCGCGACAUAGCAAACUCUCCAAAAGUGUCACUUUUAAUCGAGACACCCUGCAGAGCCCCCCUAACAGUGCUGUGGUGAUCGGGUCGUCAAAUCUUUUUACUUUUGUCAAUUCGGCGACAUCGGAAAAGAAUGAAAGUACAAUGGAUCAUAAAAAUGGCGUUCAGAUUGUUAAUAAACCCAAUAAUCAAGUCAAAUUAAUCAGCGAUGAACAACACUAUUUCGCUGAUAUUCUCUUAGCAAUCAAGCAAGUCAUGAGUGCACAUCUUCAGGAACUGCAAGAGAAGUUUUACCAAAGGUUCGAGCGGUUGGAAGAGGAAGUUAGAAGCAAAGACGAGAUUAUAAACCAACUUAAAGCACACAUUUGGGAAUUGGAGAAAAGUGCAGAAGAAUCGAUUGGAGAUUCCUUCGAGACGGUCAUUAGCAGAGAGCACCAAUCGUGGGAAGAGCCAACCAACGAGGAAACCGAAGAGUUGCAAGACUUGCCCCAACACCCCCUGACCCCCAUGCACAGCUGGCGACCCACCCCCCAAACCACCGUCUUGGACAUCGACUCGACCACCGACACCGAAGGAGACUCAUCGGGAGAAUACGAGAAUUUCAGCAACAAUUGGGAAAUCGAAAUGUUGGCGGCCCAAAUGCGCGAAAAACGAUCAGCGAGUUUGGACUAUAACACAGCCAAGCCUUUGCGAAAAAGAUUCACAAGAGGAGGAAGUGCGGAUACGAGAAAUGACUGA
Tribolium madens (black flour beetle) is the source of this 4339-nucleotide messenger RNA. RefSeq names its product cyclic nucleotide-gated cation channel beta-1 (gene Cngl). Bases 218 to 4339 code for a protein of 1373 amino acids. The transcript is spliced from 16 exons. The record is from RefSeq and is a predicted model, not a curated record. Gene Ontology annotation, molecular function: monoatomic ion channel activity; protein-containing complex binding. Gene Ontology annotation, cellular component: membrane. NCBI's taxonomy places the organism in Eukaryota, Metazoa, Arthropoda, Insecta, Coleoptera, Tenebrionidae. Gene Ontology annotation, biological process: monoatomic ion transport; transmembrane transport.